Xenopus laevis (African clawed frog) is the source of this 2558-nucleotide messenger RNA. RefSeq names its product CLN8, transmembrane ER and ERGIC protein L homeolog (gene cln8.L). NCBI's taxonomy places the organism in Eukaryota, Metazoa, Chordata, Amphibia, Anura, Pipidae. The transcript has 3 exons. Gene Ontology annotation, biological process: lipid homeostasis; nervous system development; phospholipid metabolic process. Gene Ontology annotation, molecular function: ceramide binding. Gene Ontology annotation, cellular component: membrane; endoplasmic reticulum. The record is from RefSeq and is a predicted model, not a curated record. Bases 420 to 1292 code for a protein of 290 amino acids.
AAGUGCUCGUAGCUGUCUCUGAGAUCAUGUGCUCUGAGAGCAGAGUUGCACUAUUGGCUCCAGUCUGAUUCACGUGAGGAGGGGGACUGCACAGUUUAUUAGAUAUUUACCAGUGGAGCAGGUUGUGCCGGUUCUCUCUGUGUUUUGCACAUGGAUCCACCCUAAUGGGCUGUUUCGUACUCGGAAGCUGCUUGUGAAAAAGAUGCUGGGUAGUCUGACCAGCUGCUGCUGACAACACAAGUCACGGUAUGUCACGAGGGAUGCAGGGAAGUGUAGUGAGGAGAUGAAUGGCUGCAGCAGUUGUAUACCCGGAUUAUAGAGCAGCAGAUAAAUGUGUGCCUUGUAUUUCUGUGCUGCCAUGGUGCUCUAGGAAAUCCUUCUUUUACUCACAAGCGAUGCUCUGCCUGGCCUAGGCCAAAAUGAGUAUUAUCAACAGUCUCCUGAAUUUUGAGGCAACUCUUAGUUUGGAAAUGGAUUAUUCAUCGUGGAAUACCUGCUUAAUAGUUAGUGGAGCCGGUUUUCUGGGAUACCUGUUUCUUUUUGUGUUAUGCCAUCUAGUGUCCAUUCUUGUAUCAGCUACAUAUCGCUCUCUAUCUGCCAAAGAGAAAGUAUUUUGGGAUCUUGCAGUCACACGUGCAGUAUUUGGGGUUCAGUGCAUUUAUGCUGGGCUGAGAGCUUUACUGAUCGACCCUGUGCUCACUGCUGACACUAUCACUGGUCAGCAAAGCUGGUCCCACUUUACUAUUCUAAUAGCAGUUGGUUUUUUUCUGUUUGAAAAUCUUGCUCUUCACACUUCUAAUUUAAUAUUUUGGACAUGUGAUAUUUUCCUAGCAGUUCAUCACUUUUUCGCUUUUCUUGGCUAUUUGGCUGCUGCAAUUUGUAACACUGGCGGACAUUAUUUGUAUAUGCUAUCAUUGUUACUGGAAAUGAGCACACCAUUUACCUGCAUAUCCUGGAUGCUUCUUAAGGCUGGUUCUUCAAACACCUUAUUUUGGAAAGUUAAUCAAUGGAUAAUGAUUCAUAUGUUCCACUGCCGCAUUGUCCUCACUUACCACCUGUGGUGGGUAUGUUUGUACAACUGGGAUCGUUACAAAAACUCUCUGCCCUUUGUAUAUAUAGCAUUCUUCUUUACUGGACUGGCAAUUGUAACAAUAAUAUUAAACCCUUAUUGGACUCAUAAGAAGACACAACAGCUCUUGACUCCAGUUGACUGGAACUUUAAGGAGACAUCUGUGAAAUCCCGUUCAGAAAAAGGAAAUGGAGUGAUUAAACAUCACAAGAAGAAACAGUAAACAAAAACAUUUUUUUUUUAAAUAGCUAUUAUAUUGUUUUUUUCUUCUUUUUCUCAGGCCAACAGUAUUGAAAUAUGAAAUCUCCCUAUUGUAAACAACCUUAUCUACAGUGUUACUGACAUAACCUUUCAAAGUACCAAUUAUUUUAAAAUCAAAGCUGGUGGCUUUACUAUUCAAUAUUGCUUUGACACAGUGGUGUGUGAAUAUCGUGUUGAUUUGGACACUACAUACUGUAUAUGUACAAGUAGGUCUACAGUCGGAAAGCUUAAAGUGUUUGUACUUACUUCUCUCUGUGUUCAUCAUAGGGUGAAAAUUGCGUUCACUCUAACCAUGGUUUUCUUGCGGUUUUGAUUGUCUAUGCCAAACAUACUCGUUCAGUCUGUCUCUGGCUGACCAAAUAGGCUGGGAGCCACAGUUUUAAUAAUCUGUGAUUUUUAACAAUUCAGAAACAUAUGGGAGCAGAGGUACAGUGAAUUGGGCUGGGUAGGCACUGAUAAUCUCUAGACUCUUGCCUAUUGCAUCAGUCCUAGAAACUACAUUUUUUAACCCUUUCUCUGCAAGUCUGCUUUGAUUUUGGCACACCACAUAUUGCCUUUACACACAGUGUUCCACAGAUUAAAAAAGACUGUCAGGGUAAUGUAUGAUUCCUAACAGGGCAGGUAAACAGUAAUUAAGUUACUUUAGUAUGUUUUGGGCAAUACAGGAUGGAAUAUUCAUGUAUACAUAGUAGAACAGAGAAAGAGGGCCCAACAGAGCAGGAUACUAAUGUGCCAUGUUUCCUAGCAGGCAACAUCACCACAAUACUCUGGGACAAAUGUUAUUUGCCUGUGAUGAAACUUUCCAUCUGGUAUUCAACAUGUCUCCUUUAUUCCUGUUCCCCACAACUCAUCCUUUUAUAUGUGUUUGGCCCAUUCUCUAUAGUAAAUAAUGCAUUGUUGCUUACAUCACUCUUUGCUGGUCUAGAAAGUGCAGGAAAGCAUCACCAAAAACAUUUGCUAAUAACAUAUACAGGGUAAAACUUCAAUAAGUUUUGUCUCAUUCGUACAGAAUGUGUAAUGUUUAACUUUUUCCACAUCAUACUUUCUACUGCCCUACCUUGCUCUAAUUUUCCAUAUGCAAAUUAGGAUUCAGUUCAGAUUUGGCUGAAUCCCAAAUUAGUGGAUUUGGUGCAUCCCUUGUUUGAAAAAUAAUCAACAUUGUAAAUGUUACAGUAACUGACUAUUUCUUUUGCCUGCUUUCUCAAAUAAAAUUCAUAUUUUAAAUGUG